AUGACACUGGGGUACAAUAUCUUGAGAAAAGAGGAAGGAAGCUCAGAGCAGCAGCAAAUCUCGCAGAACCCUCGCAGCUGCCCCUGCCUGCUAGUCCUCAGUGACAGCAGCUGGGAGACGGACCUUGCUGCAGUGCCUUUGUUUGUUACCCGUUUUCAAGCCUGUGUCCUACACUUUUUGGUUUCCUUGGUGGUGGGCAUCCGUCGGCGCCUCACGGAUUCAUGUACGAUGGCGAGAUGGCACAAGACAGACAAGAAGAGUGGUGUAGCUAUAUACAAUUUCAAAGGCACAGGAAUAACUCAACUACCUCUACAGAUUGGUGAUGUGGUAUAUAUCUUGGAGUCCUGUGAAGAUUGGUACAAAGGUUACCUAGUAAGACAUAAAGGAUCAGAGGGAAUAUUUCCUAAGUCUUUCAUCCACAUCAAGGAAGUCACUGUUGAAAAGAAGAGACAUACAGAAAAUACCAUACCUGCUGAAAUUCCUUUAGUUCAAGAAGUUACCACUACUCUCUGGGAAUGGGGAAGCAUCUGGAAACAGCUCUAUGUGGUAUGACAUUUUUACAUGCCAUGUCAGGUGCAGUCCAUGAUGUAUGACUUAAUGGAGUGGCGGUCACAGCUUCUGUCUGGGACUUUGCCAAAAGAUGAGCUCAAAGAACUCAAACAGAAAGUCACUUCCAAAAUUGACUAUGGUAACAAGAUACUUGAGCUAGAUCUAACAGUUAGAGAUGAAGAUGGAAAUAUCUUAGAUCCAGAUAAAACUAGUGUCAUCAGCCUAUUUCAUGCACAUGAAGAAGCAACUAAUAAAAUCACUGAGCGAAUUAAGGAGGAAAUGUCAAAGGAUCAACCAGAUUAUGCCUCAUACUCCCGAAUGUCUUCAUCCCCCACUCACAGUCUAUACGUCUUUGUGCGGAAUUUUGUGUGCCGAAUUGGAGAGGAUGCAGAACUCUUUAUGUCACUAUAUGAUCCACAGAAAUUAACAAUUAUAAGUGAGAACUACUUGGUGAGAUGGGGGAGCAGAGGCUUUCCAAAGGAAAUUGACAUGCUCAACAAUCUUAAAGUAGUGUUCACAGAUCUUGGAAAUAAAGACCUUAGCAGAGAUAAAAUUUAUUUAGUUUGUCAAAUUGUCCGAGUUGGAAGGAUGGAUCUCAAAGACAGUAACUCAAAGAAAUACACACAAGGACUGAGGCGGCCUUUUGGAGUGGCAGUUAUGGAUAUUACAGAUAUCAUAAAAGGAAAAGCUGAAAGUGAUGAAGAGAAGCAGCAUUUCAUUCCCUUUCACCCGGUAGUGGCAGAGAAUGAAUUUUUACACAGUCUCCUAAGCAAAGUUACCGCGUCAAAAGGAGACAGUGGUGGACAAGGUCUCUGGGUAACUGUGAAAAUGCUUGUUGGAGAUGUGAUUCAGACUAGGAAGGACUAUCCACAUCUUGUAGACAGAACCACAGUUGUUGCCAGAAAGCUAGGAUUUCCUGAAAUAAUCAUGCCAGGAGAUAUAAGAAAUGACAUUUAUAUUACAUUACUGUAUGGAGAUUUUGAUAAAUACAAUAAAACAACGCAGAGAAAUGUGGAAGUGAUUAUGUGUGUCUGUGAUGAAGAAGGAAAAGUGAUGCCA
Molecule: messenger RNA, 1608 nt
Organism: Tauraco erythrolophus (red-crested turaco)
Lineage: Eukaryota; Metazoa; Chordata; Aves; Musophagiformes; Musophagidae
Source: RefSeq, a predicted model, not a curated record